UCCGCGGCUCCGGGCGGCCGCUCCAGUCCUCCAGGGCGCCUUGCUCCGUCGCCUCAGGCAGCGGGACCCUUGGGGCGCUGAAAUCCAACUCACCCAUGCCUAUUUCCUGUAAUGGACGAACUUGAUGCUAAUGUGAGUUCCAAGGAGGGUUUCAGGUCAGUGGAGAAGGUCGUGCUGCUCACGUUUCUCUCGGCGGUGAUCCUCAUGGCCAUCUUGGGCAACCUUCUGGUGAUGGUGGCUGUGUGCAGGGACCGGCAGCUCAGGAAAAUAAAAACCAACUAUUUCAUUGUCUCUCUUGCCUUUGCGGAUCUGCUGGUGUCUGUGCUGGUGAUGCCCUUCGGUGCCAUUGAGCUGGUCCAGGACAUCUGGAUUUACGGGGAGAUGUUCUGCCUUGUCCGGACAUCUCUAGACGUCCUGCUCACGACAGCAUCCAUUUUUCACCUGUGCUGCAUUUCUCUGGACAGGUACUAUGCCAUCUGCUGCCAGCCUUUGGUCUAUAGGAACAAGAUGACCCCUCUGCGCAUCGCAUUAAUGCUGGGAGGCUGCUGGCUCAUCCCCAUGUUUAUCUCUUUUCUGCCUAUAAUGCAAGGCUGGAAUAACAUUGGCAUAAUUGAUUUGGAAAGGAUACACAAACCAAGGCUGGGCGAGGAUUUGCAUGUGAAAAAAAGAAAGUUCCACCAGAACUCCAACUCUACAUACUGUAUCUUCAUGGUCAACAAGCCCUACGCCAUCACCUGCUCCGUGGUAGCCUUCUACAUCCCGUUCCUGCUCAUGGUGCUGGCCUAUUACCGCAUCUACGUCACAGCCAAGGAGCACGCCCACCAGAUCCAGAUGUUACAGCGCGCAGGAGCGCCCUCGGAGGGCAGGCCCCAGCCGGCAGACCAGCACAGCACUCAUCGCAUGCGGACGGAGACCAAAGCUGCCAAGACCCUGUGCAUCAUCAUGGGUUGCUUCUGCCUCUGCUGGGCCCCAUUCUUUGUCACCAAUAUCGUGGAUCCGUUCAUAGACUACACGGUCCCUGGGCAGGUGUGGACUGCUUUCCUUUGGCUCGGCUAUAUCAAUUCUGGAUUGAACCCCUUUCUCUACGCCUUCUUGAAUAAGUCUUUUCGACGUGCCUUUCUCAUCAUCCUCUGCUGUGAUGAUGAGCGCUACCGAAGACCUUCCAUUCUGGGCCAGACGGUCCCCUGUUCAACCACAACCAUUAAUGGGUCAACACAUGUGCUAAGGGAUGCAGUGGAGUGUGGUGGCCAGUGGGAGAGUCAGAGCCACCCUCCAGCGACUUCUCCUUUGGUGGCUGCUCAGCCCUGUGACACUUAGUCCCCUGGGGCAGUGACUCAGAAGACAGCCAUCCCUCCAGGAGAGGGCCAGGUCCUGCCUAAGCUGCUGCUCGUGCAUGACUGCACCUGGUAUUCUUCUCACCCGAGCGUUCCAUCCGUUCGUCCGUCCGUCCUCCGGGGCAGGCCUUCCACGCCCACGGGCUUUUCCUCUGGGAUGCCAGCAGGCGAUGUUUGAGGGAGUCCGGGGAGAGCACAGCCCCCUUGUUCACUGGGGGUUCUCUUCCAGAGACGCCCACCUCCCAUGAUGGGAUUUGUUUUCUUUCUCAGCCCUCCUUCCUGACUUCUCAUCCUUGCCUGACACUGUCUGUUGUCUCUUCACCGUGCCUGGUCAGUUUCCCCCGUGUUCCAGACACGAUUGCUCACUGUGUCUUAUCUCAGCCUUAGGUGUCGCUAAGUAUGCCUUCUUUUCUGUGCCUGCUCACAGGUGUUGUCAGAACACAUUCUCCUUGUGCCUGUCUUGGUCAGAGUCGUGUUCAAAAGCUCACAUGUCUUGCGUGUUUUAGCUACUCACUGUCUCAUCUCAUCUUGGUCUGUGCCAGACACUAGCACACUUGCCUCCCUGUGUCCGGGUCCGAAUGUGUGUCCUCCUGGCCAGCCCCCGUGUCGGCAACAGAUUUCACCUACUCUGCCUUAUGUCUGGUUUCAGUCCUUCUCUUCAGGACAGGCUUCACUUAUUUAUCAUGGAAGACACUGGGGCAGAGACCUGCCCAAGGAAACGGGUCUCUGCAGCGACCUUGGAGGGAAGCCAAAGACAGAUAGCUGCCCCCUAGUGCUGUGGCCUCAGCUCUGAGACACCUGCCUUGCUCUUGAACUAGAGCAGCAUCUUGUCCUAAGGAGCCCUGGGCAGGGCCAGUGGUACCGUAGUGCUUAUUAACAGACUUUGGGAUCUUUUCCAUGAACUCGUGGUGCGUCCCACAGCACUAAUUUGUAACCCUGGAUUCUGGUCGCGUUGCUCUUGAAGAAGAGAACUGUCGGGAGCUCACACUGCUGAGACCUGUCAUUCACUGCAGUUCCCCCAGCCCCUGCCCCCUGCCAUGGAGGAGGCAGGACCGAGCAGUGCCGGAGGUGGAAAACCAGUGCUUGACUUGAAGCUGAAGGACUCGCAUUCCAGCCGCGGCUCUGUUCCUGAUAGAUGGUGAGAUCUUGACCCAACCCUUCUAUCCCUGGACGUCACUCUCUGUAUCUGUUCAUUGAAGUUUGGACUAGGGGAUCGCUGAGAUUCCUCUCUGUUUCUAGGACAACAGGAUGCAGUUACAGCCGUCUGCUACCUCGAAAAGCCAUGGCCCACCUGUGUUUUGUGUGUUUCCAAGGACCUAGCCACCUCCUUUGGGCCUUCUAGACCCUGGACCUUGCCAGCUUUGCCCUUCGGAUUCACCUGGAUGUCUUUCAUUCCACGCUCAGUCCAUGGCUCCUGCCAGCUGCCCCAAAGUGAAUGUCACGAAGAAGUCAAUGACAUCAUGUCCCAGAGCCAUGGGAGGUUUUAACUUUGAUCUUGGCUGUGAUUUGAUAGCAUCUCAGGACUUUGUAUAUUCACUUUGUUUCUGCUGCUUAAGAAGUGUCAGUUACCAUUUCUGUUGAUGUUUACUUUAGUCCCGGAAUCGAACUGGACAGGAAAGGGACUUUGGAAUGAGGAAGAAGAUAUUGCCCCCAAACCACCCAAAUGAAAAAAAAAAAAUCUGUCCUGUGAAGACUUAAUUUUAUUGGGGAGGAAGUCCUGCCUUAGGAAAGGGAAAAAGCCUCUCAAGAGAAUGUUCUUUAGAACUCCCGCGUAUUGUUGAGAAGUACUGCACCGUGUGAAAAGCUCUGUGGGAGGCCAGGACUCUCGCUGGUCCAAGAAACGGAUUCAACUGGGCAUCCAUUCUUAUCACACGUGACAAAAGUCUAUUUUAAGUCCUGCCUUGCACCUUGACUCUUGCUAGACCAAACCCCUUUGAUCUUUCAAGUCACUGUCCUCUGUCCUUACUAGAUUGGGACUUAGGACCAUUUCAAGGUUGAUUCUUUUCUAAUACAAAGGAGGGAGCAGUAAGAUUCUGAAUCCCAAGGCUGUGAACCUGGCCGUCAGACCCAAACUGGGUGCUCCAACGGCUGCCGCGCUGCCCACCACCUCCGUGAGCACGUGCACUGAAUCAAUGGCUGCUUUACUGUGUGACCCUGAACUACUAGCCAGACCCCUCUGGAUUCUGGGAGAACCUCUCCUGCCUACAUCACAAAGUUGUUGUGACGAUAAACGAUUUUUGUAAAAAAAACAUCCUGUAAAUCAUAAAAUACCAUUCUGUAUGUUUAUUAUUACUUUGGAUGCUUCUGAGCUCCCCAGAACGAAGAAUUCUUGAUGAACCGGUUUAAAGGAUAAGCCUUCUAUAUUGAAAAACAUACCACAGGAGCACCUUUGGGGGCUCCAGUCUUCCACAUCCAUCCUUCAUUUGGCUACUCCGGGUUGUGCAGCCCACAUGACAUUGCA
Messenger RNA from Phyllostomus discolor (pale spear-nosed bat), 3795 nucleotides. RefSeq names its product 5-hydroxytryptamine receptor 4 (gene HTR4). Gene Ontology annotation, molecular function: G protein-coupled serotonin receptor activity. Gene Ontology annotation, cellular component: plasma membrane. Lineage: Eukaryota; Metazoa; Chordata; Mammalia; Chiroptera; Phyllostomidae. The record is from RefSeq and is a predicted model, not a curated record. Bases 112 to 1317 code for a protein of 401 amino acids. The transcript has 8 exons. Gene Ontology annotation, biological process: chemical synaptic transmission; regulation of appetite; adenylate cyclase-activating adrenergic receptor signaling pathway.